AUGAUUUGUUUACUGCUUAUCGCCUUUGGGACGCUUCUCUCUGAUUCGGGCUUCGUUAUAGUAACCGAAGCACAACAAGCCAAGAUCCUACUGCACUCAGUGAAUGAAAAAAGUUCGCCGAAUGCAUUUGAGCUGAACCCUGAUGUUUUGAAAGAGAUAUCACAGAUGGAACCACCGAUCCGAGUUAUCGCCGCCGUUGGAAAUGCUCGAGUUGGAAAAUCAACCUUCCUAAACGUAUUCAGUUCUAUUAUCAGUCGAGAGGGAAAAUCUAACGUAAUUGAAGAGGUUUUUAAAUCCGGUGCCUCGUUGGAUCCUGUCACUCGUGGUGUAUGGGCGCACAUAAUACGACAUUCCGAUAAAAAUGGAAGCAUACUUUUGCUUGAUGUGGAAGGUACAGAUUUAGGAAAUGAUAGUGUAAAUGAUCGCCUUAGUAUGUUUACAACCAUGUUGUCUUCCGGACUGAAUAUAUUUGCGCUACAAGUCGUGAAAAACGGAGAUAUCGACUUCCUUUAUCGCAUAGUACGCUUGAGCGAGCUUGUCUUCGAAGGAAGAGAUAUUCCAAAUAAUUUCCCCAAACUUCGAAUCGUUUUACGGACAAAUCUAGACGUCCCCGAUGAUGACAGCCUUGAAGAUUAUAUCCUUCAGAAGAUCUUUCAUCCUGACGGGCAGAGCACGGAAAAGGAGAAAACGAUCAAGAAAUACUUUACAAAAGAUCGUAUUUCAGUGAGUCACAUCCCUUCGGUGGAUAAUCCCUCCGAAUUAUUCAGAGACCUAAAGCGCUUGCAAAAGAGUUCUGCUUGGAAUUUGUUCGAAAAGUUGGUGCAGAAGAUGAAGGACAGCCCUGUAAAAAAUACUUCUAGAGGCCUUCCGGUUGACGGUGAAGCACUUCGUGUCCUCACUAAAAAGCUCGUUGAAGCAAUGAAUAGUCCUAAUGAUUCUUGGAAAGAUUUCGGAGAUGUAUAUGCCGCCAUGGAAACAUAUAUUUGUACAAGAAGAUACGAAGAGUAUAUCAAGCCUGUCUUACUGCAGCAAACCUUGAGAGAAAUGGAAGACAAUAUGUUGAAAGCUUUACAUAAAUUUGAACAAGAAUGCAGUCUACCAAGCGAGAUACUAAAGGUGAAGGAAGAACUUAAGAGUACGCUGCAAGAGAAAAGAAAGCGCGAGGAGGAAGAUAAGAAGACAGGAAGAAUGGAGAAGAUGGGAAGAAGAGAGAACAAGAUUGAAAGAAGAAAAUAGGAGACUAAAGGAAGAAAAGAGAAGACGCGAAGAGCAAGAAAAUUUGUGGGAAUAUGCUAAGAGCGUUGCUAAGUAUUUAACCCCACUCCUCGCAGGUGCCUACUUUUUCAGCGACGAAGAUCUGAAAGACAAUGUAACAACGCUUUCCUGCUCCGAGUUCAACGAUAUCGGCCUGAGGGGGGUCUGCUGGGAAUGGAAUGAAAACGCUCAGAAGACCUUCGGACUGACCGGGGAGGACUGCGGAGUGAUUGCUCAGGAAGUUAAAGUUCUAUAUCCCUGGGCUGUGACAGAAAGAACGGAUGGCUAUUUACGAGUGCACUAUGGCAUUCUGCAUGAAAUGAUCAACGUUGCCCACAGCAAAAGGCAGUCAUCUCGUUUCUUUUAA
Molecule: messenger RNA, 1621 nt
Organism: Pocillopora meandrina
Lineage: Eukaryota; Metazoa; Cnidaria; Anthozoa; Scleractinia; Pocilloporidae
Source: the annotation of a GenBank genome assembly